UUUGCUGUUUAAUGGCAUUGUUGUGGUCCUCAGGCGUCAUCACGUCAUCGAAUGAGGGGCAGUUGCUGACGUCAUCAGUUUUUGCUUUUCUCAUGUGACCAAGGGCAUUACGGCGGUUGUCUUUGGCCAUGCAGCUAGAGGCGCAGCUGCGUCUCUGCCAGAGUUGCCUUGUGUGCUACAAGAGUGGACUGCGUCUGUUAUCCUGGAGUGCCGCACAAAGAACAGGUGCCAACUACUAUGACCUGCUGGGAGUCAAAUCUGAUGCAACCCUGGAGGAAAUUAAAAAUGCAUUUUUUGACAAAUCUAAAAAGCUGCACCCAGACAGUGACCCCUCCAACCCAGCACUGCACAGCCAGUUUGUGGAGCUGAACGAGGCCUACCGCGUGCUGAGCAAGGAGCUCAGCAGGCAGGAGUAUGAUGUCAAAAUCAGACGUUUCUAUAGCAGUGGAGGAAGAGGCCCUGCCUCCAGCUCAGCCUUUAGUCACACCAGCUAUGGGACCAGUGACACGACGGCGCAGGACAACGCACGUUACUGGGAGCAAAUGUAUCAGUCCCACACCCAGGAGAUGUCCGCAGAGGAAAGGGAGAGGAGGCGCAGGAGGAACUUCCACUUGGUUGGCUACUGCUUCCUCACCAUGGCUCUCGGUAUCGGAGCGCACUUUGUCUUCUUCAGGAAGCUGGAAGAGGUUCACAACAACUUCAUGGACGAAAAGGAUCGAGUCAUUACGGAAAUUUACAACGAAUCCAAAGAGAGGGCCAGGGUAAACGGUUUCAAGAAACAGACAGAAAUCUUGCGGCAGAAACAUGCAGAGUUUUUGGAGAAAUAUAAAACACGCAACGGUGGAGAGAAAUAGGAAACUUCACUCAGCUGGGAGUUUGGUUUUAGACUUUUAUUUAAAAUUUGGCCUCCACUUAAAAGUGUUUUUUUUUUCACCCAUAAAGAGGAGCCAGACUGGACAGACUUGAAUGGCCAUCAUCAACAUGGACGCUAACUGAUAUUCAUCAUUGAUGAUGUCACGAAAAAGGAUGCUGCUCGACAAAUACUCGGAGGAAAAAUGGAACAAAAAUCACGAAACUGAGUGGCGAAAUAGACCGACUAUUGUACUAAUGACAAAAGCGUAUCAUUAAAUUGGUUACGUCCGGUUCAACACA
This is a messenger RNA of Hippocampus zosterae (dwarf seahorse), 1152 nucleotides long. It is a transcript of the gene dnajc4, whose product is annotated as DnaJ (Hsp40) homolog, subfamily C, member 4. The coding region runs from base 129 to 854 and encodes 241 amino acids. The record is from RefSeq and is a predicted model, not a curated record. NCBI's taxonomy places the organism in Eukaryota, Metazoa, Chordata, Actinopteri, Syngnathiformes, Syngnathidae. The transcript has 7 exons.